This is a messenger RNA of Parascedosporium putredinis, 1917 nucleotides long. Lineage: Eukaryota; Fungi; Ascomycota; Sordariomycetes; Microascales; Microascaceae. The record is from the annotation of a GenBank genome assembly.
AUGGCCUCGUCCAUAGGAUCUUCCAUGGGCCGCGGGGUUCCCAGUCUCCCCAUCAGCCAGCGGCUCUCUCGGCGUCGCCGUACCGCUCCCGCCAUCGGCCAUCAAACACGCCAGCUCUCCAUCCAAGGCCGCACGUACGACGACGCUCUCAAACUCCUAGACACGCUCAAGUCCAACGCCGCCACCACAAAACUCUUCAACGCGUCUAGCGGCGGCAUCUCUGGGCCCGCGGCGCCGAGCAUGGCAUCGCUCAACGCGCGCGCGAUCCCGGAGAUGCGGGAGUGGCUCGCGCGGGCAGGGUACUCGGCGACGGACCUCGCGCAGCAGCUCCGGUGCGUGCACGUAGCGGGGACAAAGGGCAAGGGCUCCACGUGCGCGUACACGGCCGCCAUCUUGCGCAAGGCUCCUCUGUCGUCCGGUACCGAAUGGGGCGGCGGGGGCGGCGCACGCGGCGCGUGGGCAUGUACGUCGCCGCACCUCGUCAGCGUGCGGGAGCGCAUCGAGAUUGACGGCGCGCCGGUGGGGCGGGAGACGUUUGCGCGGCGCUUCUUCGAGGUGUGGGACACGCUGGACGCGGCGGCGGCGAGGGAGGGUGCGGCGUCGGACGGGGCCACGCGGCCGUUUUACUUUCGAUGCCGCGCGGGGGAGAUUUGGCUACCGGACGCGCUGGCGGGAGCGAGGCUGCGGGGCCGGGGCCAAGUGUUGGUGAAGAACGGCGCGAGGUGGCAUCUGGACGGGGCACAUACGGAGGAUAGCGAUGCCAUUGGCCUGCUCAACUCGACGCAGGCGGGCUUUCGCGUGCUGGAGGACAGGAAACGCGUAGGGUGGAUCCCGGACUCGGCCUCCAUCGCGCAGAUGAAGGAAUGGCUCCGUAUGCUCGGAUACACCCGCAUCCAGCUCAACGGCACCCCCAUCUCCGAGCCCACCUUCGCCGCCGCCUUCUUCCACGUAUGGCGCACCCUAGGUCUUGACCGCAACCCAACCACUUCUCCUUCUUCUUCUUCCGCUGCUACCGAGCUCGGUGGCCGUCCGACCUACUUCCGCAUGCUCACCCUCGUCUCCCUCCACGUCUUCCUCACCCAAGGCGUCGACGCCGCCGUCUACGAAGUCGGCGUCGGCGGCGAAUACGACGCCACCAACGUCUUUGGCCGCCCCGCCGCCGCCGGCAUCGCCUCUCUCGGCAUCGACCACGUCGGCGUCCUCGGGAGCACCCUGCCCGAGAUCGCGUGGCACAAGGCCGGCGUCAUCAAGGCCGGCAGCCCGGCGUUUGCCAUUGCUCCGCAGGCCGACGACGCCAUGGCCGUGCUCGAGGCGAGGGCGCGGGACAAGGGCGUGUCCCUCACCCGCGUCGGCGGCGAGUCGGGCCUCGCGGGCGUCGAGCUCCGCCCGGACGAGGAUUUCCAGCGCGGGAACGCGUCCCUCGCCGUUCAUCUGGCGGCGGCCGUCAUGCGACGUUUCGGCGUGGCGGUGGAUGCGCGGGCCGGGACCUUGCCGCGGGAGGUGGUGGAGGGCAUCGAGUCAAACUCCCCUUGCGCCCUCGUCUUCAACCAGCAAUCGGACCGAGAUGCCGUCCAGAUGCUCACCUUUGUCCACAACCGCCUCGCCACCGGCGGCACUCGGAUCAAGUACGCUAUCUUCUCCACCAACAUCACGUACAGGGACAAUACCACCAGGCCAGAAAUGGUCAACACCAACGUCGACCCCGAAGUCAUCCGCCGGCUCACGCUCCAAAACACCCUCGCCGACGCCUGGCGCUCGCUUGAUCCCCGCACCGAGGUGGUCGUGGCGCCUUCCAUCGAGGAUGCCAUCGCCUACAUCCGAGGCCGCGAAGAUGACGAAUUGCAGGUAUUUGUCACGGGAAGUUUUCAUCUCGUCGGCGGUGCGCUGUCCGUGUUGGAAGGAGCCGGCGAGCAAUGA